AGAGACCACUUACAAUUGCUCAAGCUCAAGCUAUUUAGCUGUACUUUCCUAGAUAGCUAGCAUGGCGGGUCAUAUACUAUGCAGUCCAGGCUCGUCAGGUCUAUCCUUCGCCCUAGCGCGGCAGCUGCUGCAACAUACAAAACAGCCACUCUUUGCAACGGCGCGUAAAGACCUAGGUGCUACUAAGCAAAGACUCCUGGAAGGCCUCGAUGUUGAUGCAUCGCGCAUCACAAUGCUGCAAGUGGAUUACAAGGACGAAGCCACAGUGUCUGAAGCCGCUUCGCAGAUGAAGCAACAGCUCGGUAAAGAGGGAUACCUGCGGUUGGCGCUCUUCACGCCUGGCGUUCUCAUCAAUCCAGAAAAGACUCCAAAGCAAAUCAAUUACGACGACUCGCUCGAGACGUUCAAGGUCAAUACGCUGGGUCCCAUGUUGGCCAUCAAGCACUUUAGCGAUUUGUUGCCCAAACGUGGUGCGAAGCUGACGCAGGAGGACGGUCUGCCGAGUGAUUUAGCAGUUUUUGCAAUCAUGACCGCCCGCGUAGGCUCUAUUGCUGACAAUAAGCUUGGUGGGUGGUUUGCCUAUCGCGCGAGUAAAGCAGCGUCAAACCAGUUGUCGAAGACCUUGCAAAACAACCUUCAGAUGACCAAGAGGCCGGCUAUCUCCGUGACAUUGCAUCCAGGCACUGUCAAGACGCAUCUCUCGCGCGAGUUUUGGGCAAGCACAAAGGAGGAAAAACUUUUUUCACCAGAGUUCAGUGCUUGCAAGCUUCAUGAGGUGAUUCAAACUCUGACGACAGAGUCUGGUGGUCGGCAAUUUGACUGGAAGGGCGAACAAAUUCCAUACUAAGCA
Molecule: messenger RNA, 850 nt
Organism: Protomyces lactucae-debilis
Lineage: Eukaryota; Fungi; Ascomycota; Taphrinomycetes; Taphrinales; Protomycetaceae
Product: short-chain dehydrogenase/reductase-like protein
Exons: 1
Coding region: 62-847 (261 amino acids)
Source: RefSeq, a predicted model, not a curated record